AGAAGACCAGGCGUUUCCCUCUCAAAAUCCUGGCGCUCUUUUAGUUUACUCUCAGCUAGGGUUUUUCAAAUCUACACUUUUUUUCGCUCAUUCCGAUUAAUCGCUUUUCUCUUGCUUUCCACCUAUCCAAACACCAAAAUUUUCGUGUUCACCCAUUAAAAAUUCUUCUAAUUAAUUUUUCUCGCUCUCCAAACGAUCAAUUUCCCGCACUCCCAGGAGUGUUGAAUGGGGAUGGUGAAUCUGACGGAGGGAGCGAUUUCAAAGAUAACGAGCGGACGGGCAACGGCCGCAGAGUUGAAGCCAACGCUGCAGGUGACAGAGCUGAAGCAGGUGCAGACCAAGCAGCCCCAACAGAGUGACCGGUUCCGCCUCGUGCUUUCAGAUGGGUCUCACUUACAGCAAGCAAUGCUGGGGACUCAGAUUAACCAUUUGGUUAAAGAUGGACACUUGCGCCCUGGUUCUGUUGUCCAGUUGAUUCAGUACACUUGUACCACCGUUCAAGGACGCAUGAUUAUUAUCAUCCUGGAAUUGAUUGUGAUAGUUGAAGAAUGUGCUCUCAUGGGACAUCCUGUGUCAGCACAAAAAUCUUUGGGGCCUCCACAAUCCUCCACUGAUCAACCAGUUAACAAUCUUGCAAAUCCUCAAUCAUUUGGUAGUAGUUCACUUGCUGGUGGGAUGGUUGAAAACUCAAAUUUGGCUGUGGCAUCUCCCCAAAACCCUAGAAUGAAUCAGUUGCAUAGUAGUUCUCAUUCAAGCAAUUUUGACUCAGGAAGACAGGGGGCACCAAAUAUACCUCCAUCUCAUCUGAAAGCCGAACCUGUUGCUAAUGCAGGCUUUCGCAACCCUAGACCAGAAAUUUCACAGACUCCUAGCACUUAUUCCUAUGCCCCUCGUCCAGCAUAUCAACAACCACCUCCAAUGUACUCUAAUAGAGGACCAGUGGCUAAGAAUGAAGCUCCCCCUAGGAUAAUGCCGAUUUCAGCACUCAAUCCAUAUCAAGGUAGAUGGACAAUCAAGGCAAGAGUGACAGCAAAAGGAGAGCUUAGGCACUACAAUAAUCCCCGUGGUGAUGGAAAGGUGUUCUCUUUUGAUCUUCUUGAUUCUGAUGGUGGAGAAAUUAGAGUAACCUGCUUUAAUGCUGUGGCUGAUCAAUUUUAUCACCAGAUUGAAGCUGGGAAAGUUUAUUUGAUUUCCAGGGGAAAUCUAAAACCUGCUCAAAAGAAUUUCAACCACCUUCGCAAUGAUUUGGAAAUUUUUCUGGAGAGCACUUCAAUAAUUCAACCCUGUUUUGAGGAUGACAGUGCAAUUCCAAGGCAGCAAUUUCAUUUCCGUUCCAUAACUGAAAUUGAGGGCAUUGAUAAUAACAGUGUUGUGGAUUUAAUUGGUAUGGUAACUUCUAUUACUCCUUCAGCUUCAAUAAUGAGGAAAAAUGGUACAGAAACCCAGAAGAGAACCCUCCAGUUGAAAGAUAUGUCAGGCCGAAGUGUUGAAUUAACACUAUGGGGAAAUUUCUGCAAUGCAGAGGGACAAAGGCUGCAGAAUAUGUGUGAUUCUGGUGGUUUUCCUGUUCUAGCUGUUAAAUCUGGUAGGGUGAGCGAUUUUAAUGGGAAGGCAGUCGGGACUAUCUCUACCAGUCAGCUAUUUAUUGAUCCUGAUUUUCCAGAGGCUCGGAGGCUGAAGGAAUGGUUUGAGAAGGAAGGGAGAAACAUGCCUUCCCUCUCUAUUUCAAGAGAAAUGGCAAGUGUUGGUAGGACAGAUGUUCAAAAAACUGUUUCUCAAAUUAAGGAUGAGAGGCUAGGGACUUCUGAGAAGCCAGAUUGGAUCACUGUCAGUGCAACUGUGAUAUUCAUCAAGUCUGACAAUUUCUGCUAUACAGCUUGCCCCCUCAUGUCUGGUGACCGACCAUGCAACAAGAAGGUAACAAAUAAUGGAGAUGGGAAGUGGAGGUGUGAGAAGUGCGAUCAGUCUAUGGAUGAAUGUGACUACAGAUACAUCCUCCAGUUUCAAAUACAGGAUCAUACUGGCAUUACAUGGGUGACUGCAUUUCAAGAGAGUGCUGAAGAGAUAAUGGGAAUAUCUGCGAAAGAUCUGCACUUCUUGAAAUAUGAAGAACAAGACGAUGAGAGGUUUUCUAAAAUUAUUCGGCAGGUUUUGUUUAGUAAAUUUAUGUUCAAGUUGAAAGUGAAGGAGGAGACCUUCAGUGAUGAGCAGCGUGUAAAAUCAACUGUGGUAAGAGCAGAAAAGGUGAAUUACUCAUCCCAGUCCAAAUUUCUUCUGGAAAUGAUGGAAAAGUUCAACUCAGGAAAUUCUGCUCCUUUUGCCCCCAAAAUGGAGCCGAAUUAUCCUCUCUCUGGAGCAAACAACACUGGUUUUGAAAGUGGUGGUAGACAAGGUGGACCAGUGGGAUCUAAUCAAGGUGGGAACAGCAGUUAUGCUGCUAGAGAAUUUGUUUCACUGCCAAAUGAGGUGGGUCAUUAUGGAAACCAGUAUAGUGCUAGGUUUCCUACAGCUAAUUAUUCUUGUAACAGCUGUGGUGCUACUACUCAUACCUCAUCAAAUUGCCCUAGUAUCAUGAAUGCUCCCAGGCAGUCUGAGAGAGGGGCCUAUGUCAAUAAUACAUCUUCUAUGGGCAGUGGUGGUGGUGGUGAAUGCUACAAAUGCCAUCAAAUUGGGCAUUGGGCAAGGGAUUGCCCAGGGCUGACUGCUGUUCCUCCGGCUUAUGGUAGCUCUGGGAGGUUUGGGGGCAUAUCGAAGCCACAGUUCAGCGGUUUCUGAAGUAUCUGGAAAGAUGCAGCACAAGUAUGUAAAAUAAGCUGCCUGCUUUGUUGAAUAUAAUGGAUAGUGUUUGAAGUUUUGAAUUUGGUGUUUUGCAUUAGGGUUUAUGAAGCUUUGUGUACAGAAUUUUGGGACCAUAAAUAGUAUCUUUUAUAGUUUAAUACUAUUCAAAGGAUGCUAUGGGUCAAAGCUACAAUAUCUAUCUGAGUUUGAUCGUUUUCCUUUUA
Molecule: messenger RNA, 3002 nt
Organism: Manihot esculenta (cassava)
Lineage: Eukaryota; Viridiplantae; Streptophyta; Magnoliopsida; Malpighiales; Euphorbiaceae
Product: replication protein A 70 kDa DNA-binding subunit A-like
Exons: 2
Coding region: 226-2775 (849 amino acids)
Biological process (GO): DNA replication; telomere maintenance via telomerase; meiotic cell cycle
Cellular component (GO): DNA replication factor A complex; nucleus
Molecular function (GO): single-stranded telomeric DNA binding; zinc ion binding; damaged DNA binding
Source: RefSeq, a predicted model, not a curated record